AUGACAUACGGCGGCAAUGGUGAGAUGGCGAUGACACUUGGUACCGGAAGCGGCAUGGCAAUGGCAGUUGAAGUCCAUCACCGGAGGGGAUGGGUUACCUCAUAUGUUUAUCUUUACCAAGGCAUUUGGUAUGCACCGGCUACUAUUCAAGGUAUAUGCUCUUUUCAAAGGCACUUUCAAGCAAAAGACAGUGAUAUUGUUAUUGCCACCUUGCCAAAAUCUGGUACUACUUGGUUGAAGGCGCUUACAUUUGCUAUUGUGAAUCGUAAACUUUUCUCUCCUUCGCAAAGUAACCAUCAUUUGCUUAAUUCCAAUGCACACGAGCUUGUUCCUUUCCUUGAGUUCCAUCAUUAUGCAAAUAACCAAAUUCCUGAUCUCUCCAUCAUUCCCGAACCAAGGGUUUUUGGCACACAUGUUCCAUUUCAUUCAUUGCCAAAUUCAAUUACCAAUUCCAAAUGCAAGCUAAUCUACAUAUGUCGAAACCCUUUUGACAAUUUUGUGUCAUUUUGGUUUCACCUCAACAAAAUCACACCACCAUCUUUACCCAAAUUAUCAUGUGAGGGUGCAUUUGAGAGGUACUCCAAAGGGAUCAAUGAUAUGGGUCCAUUUUGGACAAAUAUGUUGAGUUAUUGGAGAGCAAGCAAAGACACAACAGACAGGGUUGUGUUUUUAAAGUAUGAGGAUCUGCAAGCAGACAUCAAUUUCUACUUGAAAAGAAUUGCUGAGUUCUUGGAAUGUCCGUUAAACUUAGAGGAGGAAAUUAAUGGCACUAUUAGAAACAUAAUUGAGCUUUGUACCUUUGAGAAGAUGAAGGAAUUGGAGGUAAACAAGACUGGCAAAUUUGUGCACAAGUAUGAAAACAAGGAUUUGUUUAGGAAAGGUAAAGUAGGAGACUGGAUGAACCAUUUUUCCUCUAAGAUGGAAGAGGAAUUGUCCAAAGUUAUAGAAGACAAGUUGGGUGGGUCUGGUCUAUCGUUUGAAGUGCUCUCUUCAACUAGAUAAACUAUAAGUCAUCAACUUUCUACCUCUGUAGAAUAGGUAU
Messenger RNA from Neltuma alba, 1042 nucleotides. RefSeq names its product cytosolic sulfotransferase 15-like. Gene Ontology annotation, molecular function: sulfotransferase activity. Lineage: Eukaryota; Viridiplantae; Streptophyta; Magnoliopsida; Fabales; Fabaceae. The coding region runs from base 1 to 1002 and encodes 333 amino acids. The transcript has 3 exons. The record is from RefSeq and is a predicted model, not a curated record.